Messenger RNA from Ostertagia ostertagi, 1872 nucleotides. Lineage: Eukaryota; Metazoa; Nematoda; Chromadorea; Rhabditida; Trichostrongylidae. The record is from the annotation of a GenBank genome assembly.
AUGGUCAAUGUGGGCCCAAGUGUGGCGGCCAAUGUGACGGUCACUGACGUGGCUUUGGCGGGUCUGACCUUUUACGGCACUCCGGUGGUUACGGGUGGCUCGCUGGCCAGCAAUAACGCGAGUGGACUGACGGUGACGCAGGCCAGCCUGGCCGUAGGAAGCACGAUCACCAUCGUGGUCAGCGCCACGGUGACGGCAGCUACUGGCAGCGUGACCAACACCGUGGCCGGUACGUCUACAACCCCCGACCUGACCACGGGUAAUAACACGGCGACUGCAGUGACUCCGGUGGCCAGUCAGGCCGACCUGACGCUGACCAAGGUGGCAUCGAGCAACAGUGUGACGGCAGGCGGCACGUGCCGGCUUGACCUUGGUGAGCUCAAGCGGAAACAACGGCACGGUGACAGGCGCGGCAGUAGGCGGCACAGUCGGCGCGACCACGACCAGCCUGGCGCUGGGCCAGACCUUGACCCUGAUCGUCAACGCCACGGUGAGCAACUCCGCCAGCGGCAGCGUGACCAACACGGCAGUGGGCACCAGCACCACGCCAGACCCAAGCCCGACCAACACGGUGACCGUGGUGGUGCCGGUGGCCAGCGUGGCCGACCUGACGCUGACCAAGGUGGCAUCGAGCAACAGUGUGACGGCAGGCGGCACGGUCAGCUACACGGUGACGCUGGUCAACCUGGGCCCGAGCACGGCACAGAACGUGACCAUCACCGACAUAUUGAGUGCCGGGUUGACCUUGGUGAGCUCAAGCGGAAACAACGGCACGGUGACAGGCGCGGCAGGGGCCACAGUCGGCGCGACCACGACCAGCCUGGCGCUGGGCCAGACCUUGACCCUGAUCGUCAACGCCACGGUGAGCAACUCCGCCAGCGGCAGCGUGACCAACACGGCAGUGGGCACCAGCACCACGCCAGACCCAAGCCCGACCAACACGGUGACCGUGGUGGUGCCGGUGGCCAGCGUGGCCGACCUGACGCUGACCAAGGUCGCCAGCGUCGGCAGCGGCUCGGCGACCGCUGGGUCGACCAUCAGCUACACGGUGACGCUGGUCAACCUGGGCCCGAGCACGGCACAGAACGUGACCAUCACCGACAUAUUGAGUGCCGGCUUGACCUUGGUGAGCUCAAGCGGAAACAACGGCACGGUGACAGGCGCGGCAGUAGGCGGCACAGUCGGCGCGACCACGACCAGCCUGGCGCUGGGCCAGACCUUGACCCUGAUCGUCAACGCCACGGUGGCAUCGAGCAACAGUGUGACGGCAGGCGGCACGGUCAGCUACACGGUGACGCUGGUCAACCUGGGCCCGAGCACGGCACAGAACGUGACCAUCACCGACAUAUUGAGUGCCGGGUUGACCUUGGUGAGCUCAAGCGGAAACAACGGCACGGUGACAGGCGCGGCAGUAGGCGGCACAGUCGGCGCGACCACGACCAGCCUGGCGCUGGGCCAGACCUUGACCCUGAUCGUCAACGCCACGGUGAGCAACUCCGCCAGCGGCAGCGUGACCAACACGGCAGUGGGCACCAGCACCACGCCAGACCCAAGCCCGACCAACACGGUGACCGUGGUGGUGCCGGUGGCCAGCGUGGCCGACCUGACGCUGACCAAGGUGGCAUCGAGCAACAGUGUGACGGCAGGCGGCACGGUCAGCUACACGGUGACGCUGGUCAACCUGGGCCCGAGCACGGCACAGAACGUGACCAUCACCGACAUAUUGAGUGCCGGGUUGACCUUGGUGAGCUCAAGCGGAAACAACGGCACGGUGACAGGCGCGGCAGUAGGCGGCACAGUCGGCGCGACCACGACCAGCCUGGCGCUGGGCCAGACCUUGACCCUGAUCGUCAACGCCACGUGCCGGGUUGA